This is a messenger RNA of Cyprinodon tularosa, 3531 nucleotides long. RefSeq names its product serine/arginine repetitive matrix protein 1-like. The coding region runs from base 38 to 3421 and encodes 1127 amino acids. Lineage: Eukaryota; Metazoa; Chordata; Actinopteri; Cyprinodontiformes; Cyprinodontidae. The transcript is spliced from 15 exons. The record is from RefSeq and is a predicted model, not a curated record.
AAGACUACUAAACCUACAGAUAACACACGGACCAAGCAUGAGUUUAGACGGGAAAAAACGGCAAGUGAAUGAGUUGAAGAGGGAGCUCCAGCGCCGCGGCCUUGAUAUGAAAGGCCAGAGGGGAGACCUGAUAAAGAGGCUGAACGCUGCUCUGGAGGCUGAAGCUGAGGCGGAUACCUCAGAGCAAAGUGGGCAGGAGGAAUAUGGCGAUGAAACCCAAGAGGAAGAGGAUGUUCAAGAACAGCAAGAUCAAGACCUCGGAGGUGGUGGUGGUGAUGAUGAUGAUGAUGAUGAUUCGGAUGAUGGCGGUGAUAACACUCAACAGGAAGAUGAUGGAAGUGAUUCUGGCAGCUACUAUGAGGAAGAGGAAUCUGGAGCAGAAACCGAGCAGUUCGAAAGUCAACAAACCUCAGACCCCGGUCAUGAUGAUGUGCAAAGAUUGAGCGUGAUGUCUGAGGAGGGGAGCAAGCCAGAGGCGACGUUUGAGGGAAACACAAAUGACAUUAAAACCGAAAUUAUAACAGAAGAUGAGACUGGGCCCGUUGAAGACAGACAGCAAGAGGCUCAGGGGUCAGAACAGCAGGGCCAGGCUGAAAUCAAAGUGGAAGACAGCAAAGCUCGGAGUUGCAGGGGUAUGCUCCCCACUACCCCUACAGAAGAAAGUAUGCCCACAGGUCUCUAUUUUCAUCCUUUCACUGUUUCAGAUGGACGCCUCUCCACCAUGAUGCGAAAGACCAUCACAGCUGCUGAAAACCGCUCCAAUAUCCGAAGAGAGAGACAACCUGUUCCUCAAGCAAACAUUUUUUCUCAAUAUAAAUCGGCUGUUUAUUUCGGGGACUUUUCUCUGAAGGAUGAACAAGACGCUGCGAGCAGGCGCUUACCUCAGCACAGACGAACCCCGCUCCAUCCUGCGGCUCUACAGAGACCGCAACAACCCACGGUUCCACACCCGCCCCGAAGCAUCCAGGGAGGGAGCGUGGGUCCUGGGCCCCUCACAUCCCUAACCAACCUGAGGGGCGGCUCUCCUGCUCCCCUUGCGGCUAACCAUCCAGGCGGUCCGACUCCCAAUCAUUCUUCCCCUCUCCUUACAUCCGAUCCUUCAUCAACCGUCCGUUCAACUCUACAGCACCCCGGCUCUCGGCCCGUCAGCCAACCAGCUCUCUCACCUCAUCAGCAGAUAUCCGAGCAGGGCGUCCUCUCUCACCAGCCACUGACAGCCAACUAUCAGGCUGUUCAAAUCUGCCAGUCUCCGGAGCGAGGGGUCCAACACAGCGUGGAACCGGACGUGACGGAAGCUGUUGUCCAGGAUGAAAUUAUAGUGGAAGCAAGAAGUGGUGGAGAAAAUCAACAAAACAAAAAUACUGCGAGUAUAGAGAGAGUGGACAGAUCAAUUCCAAUUGAAAGAUCUGACCCGUCAACUUUUAAAACUCAAAGAGAGACCAUCACAGCUGCUGAAAACCGCUCCGAUAUCCGAAGAGAGAGACAACCUGUUCCUCAAGCAAACAUUUUUUCUCAAUAUAAAUCGGCUGUUUGCUUUGGGGACUUUUCUCUGAAGGAUGAACAAGACGCUGCGAGCAGGCGCUUACCUCAGCACAGACGAACCCCGCUCCAUCCCGCGGCUCUACAGAGACCGCAACAACCCACGGUUCCACAUCCGCCCCGAAGCAUCCAGGGAGGGAGCGUGGGUCCUGGGCCCCAGACUCCAAAUCAUCCUUCCCCCCUCACAUCCCUAACCAACCUGAGGGGCGGCUCUCCUGCUCCCCUUGCGGCUAACCAUCCAGGCGGUCCGACUCCCAAUCAUGUUUCCCCUCUCCUUACAUCCGAUCCUUCAUCAACCGUCCGUUCAACUCUACAGCCCCCCGGCUCUCGGCCCGUCAGCCAACCAGCUCUCUCACCUCAUCAGCAGAGAUCCGAGCAGGGCGUCCUCUCUCACCAGCCACUGACAGCCAACUAUCAGGCUGUUCAAAUCCACCAGUCUGCGGAGCUCACAUACAUUAAAACCGAAGAUGAGUAUUGGCCCGUUGAAGACAGACAGCAAGAGGCUCAGGGGACAGAACAGCAGGGCCAGGCUGAAAUCAAAGUGGAAGACCGCAAAGGUGGGAAUAGCCGAAAGAGACCACAUGAGGAGAACAGAAGCUAUGGCUACUAUGAGCACCGUGAAGAGAAGAAAUCUCGUACACCACAACCUCCGGCUGAAGAUGAAGAAAAUGUAGACGACUCCAUAGUAACGACUGAUACAUACAUUAAAACCGAAGAUGAGUAUUGGCCCAUUGAAGACAGACAGCAAGAGGCUCAGGGGACAGAACAGCAGGGCCAGGCUGAAAUCAAAGUGGAAGACCGCAAAGAUUCCAAUCUCAAUGAUUUUCAUCUGUCAGACCUUGAUUUGGAGACCAUCACAGCUGCUGAAAACCGCUCCGAUAUCCGAAGAGAGAGACAACCUGUUCCUCAAGCAAACAUUUUUUCUCAAUAUAAAUCGGCUGUUUGUUUUGGGGACUUUUCUCUGAAGGAUGAACAAGACGCUGCGAGCAGGCGCUUACCUCAGCACAGACGAACCCCGCUCCAUCCCGCGGCUCUACAGAGACCGCAACAACCCACGGUUCCACAUCCGCCCCGAAGCAUCCAGGGAGGGAGCGGGGGUCCUGGGCCCUGGACUCCAAAUCAUCCCUCCCCCCUCACAUCCCUAACCAACCUGAGGGGCGGCUCUCCUGCUCCCCUUGCGGCUAACCAUCCAGGCGGUCCGACUCCCAAUCAUGUUUCCCCUCUCCUUACAUCCGAUCCUUCAUCAACCGUCCGUUCAACUCUACAGACCCCCGGCUCUCGGCCCGUCAGCCAACCAGCUCUCUCACCUCAUCAGCAGAGAUCCGAGCAGGGCGUCCUCUCUCACCAGCCACUGACAGCCAACUAUCAGGCUGUUCAAAUCCGCCAGUCUCCGGAGCGAGGGGUCCAACACAGCGCGGAACCGGACGUGACGGAAGCUGUUGUCCAGGAUGAAAUUAUAGUGGAAGCAAGAAGUGGUGGAGAAAAUCAACAAAACAAAAAUACUGCGAGUAUAGAGAGAGCGGACAGAUCAAUCCCAAUUGAAAGAUCUGACCCGUCAACUUUUAAAACUCAAAGAGACACACCCCCUCUUGCUCUAAGGAACAGACUAAGAGCCCAGCCUCCUAUGAGACGGAGAAAUAAAAUAGGAAAUCGAAGGAGACGGUGCAGAAACCCCAGAAACAUUUUAUUGGGCCUAAAUCGAAGGGAAGGCAUCGCUUCUGCACCUCCCAACAGAGAAGAUGAUAGCAGGCGCCUGGCUUUUCACACAUUGGCGGCUGUCUCCGAGUUUCUGUCUUCACCCUACAAUCAAGACCAAGACCCCCGAUAUCGUUUAUCUACUUUGGUGAACACAUUUUUAAUAUGUAGGGACUUUUUUGGAUGAAAAAAAGAGUAGUGAAUAAACAUGUCUGACCCCCCUUUAUCUCGGUCGAACACAUCCCCGAAUGUUUCUCAUUCAAGCGAAAAUCAAAAUGCAGCACAACCAGACACUUU